Messenger RNA from Pseudoliparis swirei, 1872 nucleotides. It is a transcript of the gene dzank1, whose product is annotated as double zinc ribbon and ankyrin repeat domains 1. The transcript has 16 exons. The coding region runs from base 113 to 1750 and encodes 545 amino acids. NCBI's taxonomy places the organism in Eukaryota, Metazoa, Chordata, Actinopteri, Perciformes, Liparidae. Gene Ontology annotation, molecular function: protein binding. Gene Ontology annotation, biological process: eye photoreceptor cell development. The record is from RefSeq and is a predicted model, not a curated record.
GGCAGAGACAGCUCCACGGUGACGAAGUUCUUCUGGGUUGAGCUGGUGGAUUCAGACACGAAGGAGGUCCAACCGGUCAGACUCCACGAUCAGCCUGUUGUGACCGGGGGUCAUGCCUCCGCCUGAAGGGGCCCUGAGCUCUGCUGGCUCCUCCCUGAGGCCCUCAGACCCGAGCAUGCUGGGAAACGCGUUUCCUCCCCCGGCGCCUCGCUUCCUGAGCCGUCGGCUGGGCGCUGCGCCCCAGCCGCCACCAGGGGGCGACGCCCAACGUUCCCCUUCCACGAGGGCGGCGGCGGCGCAGCGGAGCAGCACGGCCCGGAUCCUCCGGCACACUCACUUCCUGCGGUGUGCUGAGUGUCUGAGCGCCCGGCCUGCAGACCCGUUCUCUGGCUUCUGUGCUCAGUGUGGCUCCUCCCUCGCCCCCCUGCCGGAGCACACACUGCCCCCUGCCGAGGGAGGACAGACCUGUUUAUUCUGUGAGGCCUCCAUCCAUCAACAACUACAACCACAGUCCAGCCUCACGCUGCAGGUACACACAGGUGUUUGCUGUGGCAGCAGGAAUCCAGCUCACGUGUCCACCUGUUUGACCUGUGAGCGCCGUGUGCAGCCGCGCGGCCAUGCAGCCAGCUGCGUGGUGUGUUGGCGGUGCGGUGCCAACGGACCCCCGGACGCCUUCUACUGCCCCACCUGCGGCACCUUCCUGGAAGCCCCGCCCCCACCCAACAUCACACGACCGGCUUCAGCUCCAAUGUCCACUGAUGCCACGCCCCCCUCCGGAGCCGCUCCCAGCACAAAGUUAGCCCCGCCCACUGCUGAGCAGUCCACUCAGACGGUUGGACUGUAUUACCCAUCAGCCACCGAGCUGCAGAGGCAGGAAACUCAGAGGAAGCUUCAACGCAGCAAGCAGCAGGAGACCAGAGACUACCAACCGCUGCUGACCGCCGUCAGCCCUGGUCGAGGUUUCUGGAGGAAGCAGCUGGACCACCUGUGUGCUCACCUGAGGAGCUACGCUCAGAACAACGCCCCCUUCAGGACUCUGCUGGGAGAGCCUCGUCUGGGCCGGGUACGCAAGACCCGACUCUUUAAAGUUACUAUGGUUUCUGCUGUGGUUCAGGAGGAUUGUUAUGAAGUCAGUGUGACCGUCAGCUUCGUGUCGGCCGGACGAGAAGAACAUCAGGUGGAUCCAACAGGGGACAGCGGUAGACCUGCAGGCCGGACCGAGACUCUGAGCAGCGUUACGGAGCGAAGUGCCGACAGCCUCCUCAGAAGUGGUUCUCCCAAACUGAACCCGACUCCCAAACCUCCGGUGAGGGACGUGCAGUUGUUGAAGGAGCUGGGUCCAGGUUUAGGUGAGAUCAACGUCAUCCAGCAGCUCCUGGAUCAGGGGGCGGACCCUUCCUGCUGCAGCAGCACUGGCCAGCACGCUCUGGCGGUGGCUGUGGUGAGCAGUCACCACGACAUACUUCCUGUUUUAGUGCAGCGCGGCGCCGACGUGAACCAGCAGUCUGGACGGAUGAAGAACACGGCUCUGCAUGAAGCUGCAGCUCUGGGAUCUGAAGGCCUGAAGGGUGCUCAGGUCCUGCUGGGCUGUGGGGCCGGCGUGAGGCGGAGGAACGGCGGCGGGCAGACGGCGUACGACGUGGCGGUGAACUGCGGCUGCAACGCCAUGGUGUCUCUGCUGGCUGCGCAGGCCGGACUGGACCUGCUGGGAGGACUGGGGAGACCCAAAGGGACCCUGGAUGCUUUGUGACCUGGUCCACGGGUCCCUCUAGUCCCACAGGACUCACUCUAGUCCCACAGGACUCCCUCUAGCCUCCAUGAGGUGAAGCUUCACUGAUGGAUUUGACAUUAAACGUAUUUUAAAACAAACGG